GCAACAACACUCAUCAACAUUCGCAGAGCGUCGAUCUGGUAGUGGUGUUGAACUCGAGCGAUCUCUGCUGGCAGCCAGCAGCUUUCAGCGUCAUGGCGUUGGCAGCAACCUGCUUAUUCAGGUUUGGGUACCCGUCGUGUAAGCCAAAUCCUCCUGCUGGUGCAUGGUGCUACUGCAACCCACGUACAACUGCUGGCAAUGGCGUCCUUGAGAUCAACCGCAGCAGCUGGAGUAGUACGGCUGCGGCGAGGGCAGAGACUGUGGCCGGGGCCGGACGCCGGCAGGACAAGAAGGACGAAGACGAAUGCGCGAGCUACCUGGUGCCGGAGAGGCUGGAGGUGCUGAGAGAGAUGGAGCCGUGGGUGGAGGAGCACGUGCUGCCUCUACUCAAGCCCGUGGAGGAGUCCUGGCAGCCGUCGGACAUGCUGCCGGACCCGGCGGCUCUGGGCAGCGACGGCUUCCACGCGGCGUGCCUCGACCUCCGCGUGGGGGCGGCCGGGGUGCCGGACGAGCUCCUGGUGUGCCUCGUGGCCAACAUGGUCACGGAGGAGGCGCUGCCCACGUACCCGAGCGGCCUGAACCGCCUCGAGGUCGUGCGUGACGCCACGGGCGCCGACGCCACGGCGUGGGCCCGCUGGAUCCGCGGAUGGUCGGCUGAGGAGAACCGCCACGGCGACGUGCUUAACCGCUACAUGCACCUCUCCGGCCGCUUCGACAUGCGCGAGGUGGAGCGAACCGUGCAGCGCCUCAUCCACGACGGGAUGAGCUUCCCGGGGCCGGUGACUAGCCCGUUCCACGGCUUCGUCUACGUCACCUUCCAGGAGCGCGCCACGGCCAUCGCGCACGGCAACACGGCGCGCCUCGUCGGCGCGCGCGGCGCCGGGGACGCCACGCUCUCGCGGAUCUGCGGCACCAUCGCCGCCGACGAGAAGCGGCACGAGGUGGCCUACACUCGCAUCAUGGGGAAGCUCUUCGAGGCCGACCCCGACGCCGCCGUGCGCGCCAUGGCGUACUUGAUGCGCCACCGGAUCGACAUGCCGACUGCCUUCAUCAACGACGGCCGCCAUAGCGGCCGCAAUUUCUACGAUCGUUUCAUCGCCAUCGCGCAGCAGGCCGGCACGUACACGAUUUCCGACUACCGCGGUAUCCUGGAGCACUUGAUACGGCAGUGGGGCGUGGAGGAGCUCGCCGCAGGGCUCUCCGGCGAGGGGAGGCACGCGCGUGACUACCUGUGUGCGCUGCCGAGCAAGAUCAAGAGGAUGGAAGAGGUGGUCUUGGAGAGAGCAGUCAAGGCGAAAAACAAGCCUACACCCAUCCCCAUCAACUGGAUCUUUGAUAGGACCAUCAGUGUCAUUCUACCCUGAUCCUGUAUAUGUUGUUUGUUGGCGAAUAAAGACAGCUUUAUUAGAGA
Messenger RNA from Setaria italica (foxtail millet), 1411 nucleotides. RefSeq names its product acyl-[acyl-carrier-protein] desaturase 6, chloroplastic. NCBI's taxonomy places the organism in Eukaryota, Viridiplantae, Streptophyta, Magnoliopsida, Poales, Poaceae. The record is from RefSeq and is a predicted model, not a curated record. Gene Ontology annotation, biological process: fatty acid metabolic process. Bases 93 to 1364 code for a protein of 423 amino acids. Gene Ontology annotation, cellular component: chloroplast stroma. Gene Ontology annotation, molecular function: stearoyl-[ACP] desaturase activity. The transcript has 2 exons.